Mollisia scopiformis is the source of this 721-nucleotide messenger RNA. RefSeq lists its product as uncharacterized. The coding region runs from base 75 to 521 and encodes 148 amino acids. NCBI's taxonomy places the organism in Eukaryota, Fungi, Ascomycota, Leotiomycetes, Helotiales, Mollisiaceae. The transcript has a single exon. The record is from RefSeq and is a predicted model, not a curated record.
CUAGCUAAAACCUGGAAACUCUUGGAUUUACCUAGACAUAUUGCUCCCGUAGGGCGAGAAAUGCUUCUUUCGCCAUGCCAGCUGCUCUCGAGCUCGAUAACGGGAAGCACAUUACUUACGAGUUGGCCCUCAAGAAAGAUGUCAACAUCAUCAAUGAAGCAACAUACCCUAGAGCGAGGAGACGGCUCUUUCAGAAGCUCUGGGAUCAGCGAGCAACGAUUCAGGCCCUUGUUCGGCAUCACCUGAGACUGCGCGAUCAAGACGCUUGUAUUGUCAAAGCAGAGAGCCAAUGGAUUCGAGGGAGCUUUAAUGUGUGCAUACCUGUGGAAGUAAGGUCGGCCAGCUUCAACAAGAACCUGAUCUUUCGUUGUCCUAUGCCACACAAGCUUGCCGAAGCCAAACACCCUGGCACGAUUGACGAGAAACUAAGCUGCGAGGUUGGAGCCUACGUAUGGAUGCUAUCCAUGCGUAUCGUUCGAAGCCUGGGCGGCGCAAUUCAAGCAGUACGGCAACUUCUCUGACUUCUGGUUUGACGACCCACAGAAGUCUAAUUACAUCUAAUUCAUGCUGCAGUCACGCGACCAUGCGAAGAAGGAGUUGGAGACUGGGGAAUGGGCACCAUCCCGAGCUUUCUACGAAUCCAUGACUCUCGACGAUGAAGCUUGCCAGCGGGCCGCUUCCGCUGGUCCAAUUCGGCGUUGUGCUCCACUUGAGAAGGAUG